AUGUCCACCCAUCCGCAACAACCACAUCACACAAACAACAACACGAAUGAGAAUGAUGGAACAACCGAGAAUAAUGCUGAUCAAACCUCUUCCGCCAUACUGAUGAAUGAACCAACGGAACAGGAAAAGAAAAACAAUCCAGACAACAAUCCCAUCACCGAUCAAACGGUAAUUAAAAAGAAAAUCAAAAAACUAACGGAAAUUCAUCACGACUGGCACGAUGGAAAUGAUUGCACAUGCUGUUCCAGGUCCUUUGAUAAUAUCAUCAUUACCACUUCGAAUUUACAUGAAAGUGAUGAAACUAUGAAAAAAGUUUAUAACACAAACAGAGGAGCAUACUGGGAUUGGUUAGGAAUGGAUGACAUGGGAAAGAAAUGUUUCUAUUACAGAAAUGAUCCUUUCAACAGGGAAGAAUAUUCAAAUAUUGGACAGUUUUUUGAUGCUCUAGAAAGUAAUUUUCAAAUAAUCAGAGAUGAAUUGGACAAUAUAUUGAAAGAAGAAGGACAGGAUUUUCAAGCAUGGCCAGAGACUAUCUGUAAAACAAAAGGAAAAUGGAAAGUGUAUCCAUUGGGCUUUGCAUUUGGACGAGAUUUAACCAAUGAACCAACAAAAUGUCCAAGAUCAGUGCAAUUACUUUCCAAAUUGAACAAGGAGUGCAAUGUACAUAUAACCACUGCUGGAUUCAGCUGCUUAUCCUCAUAUUGUUACAUUUCCCCUCACAAAGGUUAUUGUGGAUACAGUAAUCAUUGCUUGAGAGUGCAUAUGGGAUUGAGAGUACCCACCAGCAAUCACCAUGGAUGUGCCAUACGUGUGGGAAAUAUUAGACAUUGCUGGAAAGAGGGUGUUGUUUUUGCCUUUGAUGACUACAUUACACAUGAGGCCUAUAACUUUACAAAUGAGGAUCGUUAUAUCCUAUUGUUGGAUAUUCGCUUCAGAGAAUGCGAAAAAUUCAAGUUCUACCAAAAACCACCACUUCAGCUGUCACCACAACAACAAAAUUUAUUAAGCUUAAAUCUUAAUAAUGAUGACGAUGAUGAUGAUAAAUGCGCUACAAUGCAAGACCAAUCAAGUGUUGGUUCAUUGAUUCACAAUAAGUGGAAAGGUAUUGGCAAAAAUACCACUACAACAACGUCAACUGCAAACAGUCAUGAGCCAGAAGAAGGCCGAACAUUUGUCAUCCUCAAAGAAUACAUAACCAACGACAUUGAAUGUGUCAAUGCCAACUAUACGAACGAGCUGAAAGAUAUGCUAAGGAAUGUUGUGGACAAGCAUAAUUGA
Naegleria fowleri is the source of this 1278-nucleotide messenger RNA. RefSeq lists its product as uncharacterized. The transcript is spliced from 2 exons. The coding region runs from base 1 to 1278 and encodes 425 amino acids. The record is from RefSeq and is a predicted model, not a curated record. NCBI's taxonomy places the organism in Eukaryota, Heterolobosea, Eutetramitea, Acrasida, Naegleriidae.